Messenger RNA from Pediculus humanus corporis (human body louse), 1170 nucleotides. RefSeq lists its product as uncharacterized. The transcript has 6 exons. Bases 1 to 1170 code for a protein of 389 amino acids. The record is from RefSeq and is a predicted model, not a curated record. Lineage: Eukaryota; Metazoa; Arthropoda; Insecta; Psocodea; Pediculidae.
AUGGAUAUUGAAAGCGUUUUGCCUCGUCACAUAUUUUACCUCUAUGGACUUUAUUAUUAUAAAAAUUUAACUUUAAAAAGACAACUAGAGAGUAAAAGUGAAGCUUUAUUAAUUUUAAAUAAAGAAUUAGCGGAAUGCAGAUCGGAAAGAGAUCAAUUCAAGUUGAUGGCUGAAAAAUUACAAGAAAAAUGUUCAACAUUAAAAAAAAAUUCAUUUAAAGAAAGUAGUUUAUUUAAUGAUAAUUAUGAUGAACCAAUCUCUCCAACAAGCUCCGAUUCCAAAGAUGUUAAUCGUUCUUUAAAGUUUGAAGUCGAUUGUCUGAGACAGAAAUUAAGAGAUGCAUUAGGUGAUGUGAAGGCGCUUAGAAAUCAGCUUAAUGAGCAAAAAUUAAUGCCUGUCGGUAUUGAUUCAUUGUCGUUAAAACAUUUGGAUAAACAGGAAGCUUUGGUAAAACAAAUUGAAGCCAUGCACAAGUUAAAAAAUCAAUUAGAAAUUGAUUUGCAAUCUGUCAUUGAUGAAAAGGAAGAACUUAUAACUCAAAGAGAUGCUUAUAAAUGUAAAGUGCAUAGGUUAAAUCAUGAAUUUAGUGUUUUAUUGAAAAGUUCUAAUCAUAGUGUUAUUGAUAUUGAUUCUUUAAUUAUGGAAAACAGAUUUCUUCAAGAGCACUUACAGCAAGCACAAGAAGAAAUUAAUCUUGUUAAUCAAACUUCUAAUAGAUAUAAGAGCCUGUUGGAGAAAAAACAUAAUAAAGGUGCCAUUAAAUUAGCCCUGGAAAAUCUUUCAGGAAUUUCUCUUUCCCCCGAGCAAGUUCAAGAAUUGUUUGAAACCAAUUCUACUGAACAAAUUCCAAAUAGUGUUGCAGCAACAAUCAGUGACUUGAAAUUCAUGUGUUUGGCUUUGUUGGAAUAUUCGAAUGAUAAGAUUUUGGCCCUUUCGCACCAAAAACGAGCCAAUAGAAUUUUAGCAGCCCAAAUUUGCGAGUUAGAACACAGGGUUGAAAAUUUACAAGGAUCUCAAUUAGUCAUGUUUCCAUCUCAGGUUCUUUUAGAAGGUUAUUUAGAUUCAGAUGUUAAGGGUAGUAAUAUAAGUAAACAAUGCAGUACUGAUAGUUUGGAUGAUAAAAUUGAAAAAGAAGACAAAUGCAAAAAGGAAGAUUUAAGUGAAAAAUAA